Molecule: messenger RNA, 2595 nt
Organism: Diospyros lotus (date-plum)
Lineage: Eukaryota; Viridiplantae; Streptophyta; Magnoliopsida; Ericales; Ebenaceae
Product: beta-galactosidase 3-like
Exons: 18
Coding region: 267-2468 (733 amino acids)
Biological process (GO): carbohydrate metabolic process
Cellular component (GO): cell wall; vacuole
Molecular function (GO): beta-galactosidase activity
Source: RefSeq, a predicted model, not a curated record
AGACAAAAGGCAAAAGCUUUAUUUUUUUCAACAGGUGGAUGAUACACAAUAACGUUUGACAUGACAACUCGGAAGCUGUAAACCUCUCUUGUCUCCAAUCUUGCAUUGCACCGACACCCAACUGCGAGCUGAUUCUUUGUUUGGAUGAACAGAGAUUAAGCUGAUAACAGCUAGCGGAUCUCUGGUUUUCGCUCUUCACUCGAGCUUCGAUCCAUUCCCAAAUACCCAGAAAGCAAGAGACUGAGAAUCUCUAAGAGAAGAAGAGAAUGGAGACUAAUAACUCAGUCUCCAAGCUGUUCAUUCUAUUGAGCAUUGGGUUACUGGUGAAUGCUCUACUGGUCCACACUCUUGUGAGCUAUGAUAAGAAGGCCAUUCUUAUCAAUGGGAAAAGGAGAAUCCUCAUCUCUGGCUCCAUACAUUACCCCAGAAGCACCCCUCAAAUGUGGGAAGAUCUUAUACAGAAGGCUAAGGAUGGAGGUUUAGAUGUUAUAGACACCUAUGUCUUUUGGAACAUCCACGAGCCUUCUCCUGGCAAUUACAACUUUGAAGGGAGAUAUGAUCUGGUAAGGUUCAUAAAGGCUGUACAGAAGCAAGGGCUCUAUGUUCAUCUCCGCAUUGGACCUUAUAUUUGUGCAGAGUGGAAUUUCGGAGGGUUCCCUGUAUGGUUGAAGUAUGUUCCUGGAAUCAGCUUCAGAACUGAUAAUGAACCCUUCAAGGCGGCAAUGAGAGGGUUCACCCAGAAAAUUGUGGAGAUGAUGAAGCGUGAAAACCUGUUUGAGUCCCAGGGUGGUCCAAUCAUUCUAUCUCAGAUUGAGAAUGAGUAUGGCCCGGAGGGGAAGGUUUUUGGAGCUGCUGGUGAAGCAUACAUAAACUGGGCUGCAAGUAUGGCUGUUGAACUGGAUACUGGAGUCCCAUGGGUAAUGUGCAAGGAAGAAGAUGCCCCCGAUCCUGUGAUAAACACCUGCAAUGGCUUUUACUGCGAUGGUUUCGCGCCUAACAAACCUUACAAGCCCACCUUGUGGACCGAGGCAUGGAGUGGCUGGUUUACAGAAUUUGGUGGCCCUCUUAACCAUCGACCAGUUGAAGAUUUGGCAUUUGCAGUGGCUCGAUUCAUACAGAAGGGUGGCUCAUUUUUCAACUACUACAUGUACCAUGGAGGAACAAACUUUGGGCGCACGGCUGGAGGACCCUUCAUCACAACCAGCUACGACUACGAUGCUCCAAUCGACGAAUAUGGUUUAAUCAGGGAGCCUAAGUAUGGGCAUCUGACAGAGCUCCACAGGGCCAUUAAACAAUGUGAGCAGGCUUUAGUUUCUUCAGAUCCAACCAUUACUAUAUUAGGAAGCUCCCAGCAGGCUUAUGUUUUCUCUACAGAGAAUGGGAAUUGCGCCGCUUUCCUCUCGAAUUCUGAUAGCAAGUCUGCAGCCAGAGUUAUGUUCAAUAACUUGCACUAUGAUCUCCCCCCUUGGUCCAUGAGCAUCCUACCCGAUUGCAGGAGCGUAGUCUUCAACACUGCAAUAGUCGGGACUCAAACUUCUGGGAAUCAAAUGUUGCCCACCAAUUCGGAGUUGCUUUCUUGGGAGACUUACGAUGAAGAUAUUUCUUCUUUGGAGGACAAUCCAACAACAACAGCUGUUGGGCUGCUGGAGCAGAUAAAUAUCACCAGAGAUAGCAGUGAUUAUCUCUGGUACAUAACAAGUGUUGAUAUUGGUCCAUCUCCGUCAUUACUGCGCGGAGGACAAAAACCCACUCUGACAGUGCAGUCAAGAGGCCAUGCUCUGCAUGUCUUCAUAAAUGGACAACUUUCUGGCUCAGUCUAUGGCACCAGGGAAGCUAUGAGAUGCAGGUUCACUGGACCGGCCAAUCUGAAUGCCGGGAUGAAUCGAAUUGCACUGCUCAGCAUAGCAGUUGGAUUGCCGAACAAUGGAAUUCAUUUCGAAACAUGGGAAACAGGAAUCCUCGGCCCCGUACUGCUACGAGGCCUAGACACUGGAAACAGAGACUUGUCGUGGCAGAAAUGGACGUACAAGGUUGGCUUGAAAGGGGAAGCGAUGAAUUUGGUGUCUGCAACUGGAAUUUCAUCGGUUGAGUGGGUAAAAGGAGCACUCUUCGCGCAACCGCAGAAGCCCUUGACAUGGUACAAGGCUUAUUUCGAUGUUCCGAAUGGGGACGAGCCAUUGGCACUGGACAUGCGCAGCAUGGGAAAGGGUCAAGUAUGGAUCAACGGGGAGAGCAUAGGCAGAUACUGGACGGCUUACGCCGCCGGAAGCUGCGGUCUUUGCAGCUACAGUGGCACAUACAGGCCCCCCAAGUGUCAACUUGGUUGCGGAGAGCCAACUCAGAGAUGGUACCAUGUUCCAAGGUCUUGGUUGAAGCCGACUCAAAACUUGCUGGUGAUCUUUGAAGAAGUAGGUGGGGAUGCAUCCAAGAUCUCACUUGUGAGAAGAAUAACUGGGAAAACCAUUUAGGUUUAUCAGUGACUUGUUAUGUUACUGGGUUUACCCAGGAUAACUCUCUUAGAGAGCAACUAUAUAGUGACAAAAAUAAAAAUAUUUACAUCUUUCGUUACUAUUUAUAUGAUACAUCUUUUACUUA